Messenger RNA from Racocetra persica, 295 nucleotides. Lineage: Eukaryota; Fungi; Glomeromycota; Glomeromycetes; Diversisporales; Gigasporaceae. The record is from the annotation of a GenBank genome assembly.
AUGGGCGAAUUAGUUGGAACCACUGUUAUUAAAAUUAUGGAUCUAUCUACGGGUCAAACUAUUUACCCUCAACCACAAAAUCAUAACGGUCAGCCACAAAGACCCCAAAAUUUUGGUACAGGACUAAAUGCCCAAAACGCUGAGAAUUCAUUCACCGGCACUAUAUUAAACAUUCAACAAUAUAAUGAUCUCGUUGGAGGCACAGUUCCAUUUGCUAGAACACAAAGAACGCACGGUGGACAAAUUUCACCACAAAGUGACCAAUUUCCGUUAGGCAUUUGGGCUAAUUUUGAUU